AUGACAUCAGGUCCACCUAGACAGUCUUGGUGGCACUCGAAGAAAACUGUAAAAGUUAUAAGACCUUAUCCAACCUUCCCUUCCUUGAAUGCCUGGGAAAAACUCAGGGGCCUCUUGCCUGUGGAAGGGGAGCCGAACCCUGGAGUGGGCCUAGGAGUGGAGGAAGGACUGCUUUGCCAGAUGGUUCGUUCUCCAGAAUUCAACCUGUUUCCUCACUCUGUGGUGUUUGAAAGCAACUUUGUCCAGGUCAGAAGGGGGGGCAGAAACUGGAAAGAAAUCUACAAAGCCUCCAACACAAUGGCCCUUGGGGUGACCUCCUCCGUGCCUUGCCUACCCCUUCCAAACAUCCUCCUUAUGGCCAGAGUAAAAUGGCAUCAGGGGCAAAGCCAGACAUGGAACAGACCAUCCACAGCCCCGAGCAUCAUCCUGAAGAGUAUUCUUCCUUUGAAGUUUGUGGAGCUUCAGAUCUGUGACCACCAUGAACGUGUCCUGAGGUUGAGGACAGUCACCGAGAAGAUCUACUUCCUAAAGCUCCACCCUGACCACCCUGAGACUGUCUUCCUCUUUUGGAUCCGCCUGGUUCAAAUUCUGCAGAAGGGUCUGUCCAUCACCACCAAGGACCCUAGCAUUCCGGUCACUCACUGCCUGGUACCCAAGAGCCUCUGCAGCCCAUGUGGAAAGACCGAGUUAGUGCCGAAGAAACCUCAAGGUCCCCGGCCCAGCGAGAGCCUCAUGCAGCUGAUGGCCCAGGGGGAGAGUGAGGCCCUCUCGCAGAUCUUUGCCGAUUUGCAUCAGCGGAAACAGUACAGGAGGAGCAAGAAGAUUCAGAUCAACAAGACCAAUGCAGGGAAAGCUACUCCCAGUGAAGACAGUGUCCCCUGUACUCGCGAUCUCAGCUGGAGGGAUGCGCUGACUUACGGAGAGUGGGAAAGAGAGAACCCCUCUGGGCCACAGCCCCUCUCGCUCCUCGGCACUCUGGCUGCCUCCAGCAGGCCUCGGCUGUCACUGACUGGAGAUGCUACGCUGGAGCGCAGGAAGAAAGCUAUCAGAAUAACCCUAGAAGCCCUGGGAGCAGACUCGUGCGUCGUGAAUGCGGACGUGGCGGUCAGGGGGGCCACGGUCAGAGGGCCGCGCCCACACGCCCAAGAGCACAGAACUGGGACUCAGAGUCGCCACAGGCUGGGCGACCCGAACUGGGCGGGAAUCCGGUCCACGCAACUCGGCGCGCUCGCGGGGACGUGGCGCUUUCAAGCCAAUCACGGCCGCGCUAUUGUGGAACCAAUGGCAGCGCGGAAAAGCUACGCAUCAUCAGCGGUCUUGCUGGUGAUUGGUGUGGAGGCCGCCGACCAGGCGGGUGGGGGCGGGGCGAUGGACCCCUUCCGGUUGGGCGGUGCUUGUGCGCGGGAGUUGAGCCCCUGGGUGAGCUUCGGCCACCGUAUCCUGCGGCGUGGAGCUCCCGGGAAAGGUAAACCCCGUGGUGCCCGGUGGGUCCUUGUUCUGUCCGCCUUGUUCCCCGUUCGGGGUGGGUCUUCCUCGCUCCGGCCUCGGUGUACUCGAGCGGGCCCGAGACUCCUCUCUGUCCCCUGGCUCGCCGUCCCGCAGCUUCGGGGAGAGGGCUUUGGCCCAGCAGACUUUGACUCCCGGGCCCUGCGCCCUGCUGGGCACCGUUUUGUGCCUGCCUUCGCGCGUUUUUGUUCUCCGCCCGGGCCCCCUCCACUCACAGUGUUCCUGGGACUAGAGGGCCACUCUUGUUUGUUUCCUGAAGGCCUGCUGGGAGCUGCCACCCCGCCCCAAGGCCACAUCCCGUGA
Messenger RNA from Chionomys nivalis (European snow vole), 1809 nucleotides. RefSeq names its product golgi associated RAB2 interactor 1B (gene Garin1b). The record is from RefSeq and is a predicted model, not a curated record. The coding region runs from base 1 to 1809 and encodes 602 amino acids. Gene Ontology annotation, cellular component: nucleus. Lineage: Eukaryota; Metazoa; Chordata; Mammalia; Rodentia; Cricetidae. The transcript is spliced from 8 exons.